AUGACCAACACAUCAAAGGACAUUGUUCAACAGCUAUUAUUCAAUGAGUCUAGAUCUACUUCUGCACCUCCUCAAAUGGAUAGAACUGGAAGUUCUGGAGAAGUAAUUAGUUUAGAAGAUUUAGAAAAACAAGCGUAUAGAGCUCAUCCUGAAUAUCACCAGUAUUAUUUCCAACAAAAACCUGCUGAUCCGAGAUUACCAAAACCAUUGUUUGCCUGGAACCUUCCAAAAGGAUAUGAAACUGUUUUAAAGAAAGCAUUUAAAACAACACCAUUUAAUUUAGAUAAAAUAUUAGAGGGUUUGUCAGGUCCUAAUCUUCGAAAUGAAUUAGGAGUUGAAAAUGAAGAGAGUUAUGAAGAAGAAGAUGAUGAAAGUGAAGAAGAUAGUGAUGAAGACAAUACAAAUGAAAGUUCUGAAGAAGGGGAAGAUAGUGAUGAAGAUAGUGAAGAUACAGAAGAAAGUUCUGAAGAAGGAGAAGAGGAUAGUGAAAGUUAUGAAGAAGAAGAAGAGAGUCAAAUGAAUAGAUAUUCACGUUAUCAACAACCAUAUCAACCUAAUUACCAGUACAAUGGAAAUAACUAUCCAAUAAACUUUGGAUACAUUUAUCCAAUAAAUGAAAAUGUUGCUCUUGAUUAUGUUUCAAUGAGUAAAGAACAUAACGGAAGUAGAACAGUUCAACAAAGUAUUGAAAAAGGAAAUGAAACUGAACGACAAAAAAUAUGGAGAGCACUUCAAGAUCAUAUUGUAGAGUUAUCAUCUGAUUUAUUUGCUAAUUAUGUGAUACAAAAAGCACUAGAAUUUAUUCCAGAAUCACGUCAUAUUGUUCCACAAAAAAUGAAAGGGAAUGUAUUAAGACUUACAUUACAUAUGUAUGGAUGUCGUGUUGUUCAAAAGGCUGUUGAAUAUGCAUCAGUAAAAGAUAGAAGAUUAUUGUUUGAAGAAUUAAGGAAAUCCUUAGUAAGAUGUAUUGAAGAUCAAAAUGGAAAUCAUGUUAUUCAAAAAUGUGUUGAAAAAGGAGAUCGUCAAAUGGUUAUGGAUAUUGUUAACGCACUUCAAGGAAUUGUUUUAGAAUGUUGUAAACAUCCAUAUGGAUGUAGAGUUGUUCAACGAGUAAUAGAAAGUGUUGAUUAUGAUUGUGUAACUGAAUUAUUACAAGUCAUUGAACCACAUUCACUUGAUUUAACUGAAGAUCAAUAUGGAAAUUAUGUUGUUCAAAAUGUACUUGAACGAGGAUAUCCAAAUGAUCGUCAUAAUAUCUUACAACAAAUUAAAGGAAAUAUUGUUCGUUUGUCUAUGGGAAAAUAUUCAUCAAAUGUUAUUGAAAAAUGUUUUAAAUUUGCUACACCAAAUGAACGUCAACAAAUUUUAGAAGAAAUUUACCAAAAUAAUGGAAUUUUACAAAUGAUGCAAGACCAAUUCGCUAAUUAUGUUGUUCAAAAAAUUAUUGAAGCAAUUGAUAGUUUAGAACGUGAAAAGAUAGUAGAAUUAUUCAUCAAACCCAAUUUAAGCAUUUUAAAGAAAGUUACUUAUACCAAACAUAUCUUAAACUUGUUAGAAACUCUUGAUGACACUCAUUUAUGA
Molecule: messenger RNA, 1581 nt
Organism: Entamoeba dispar SAW760
Lineage: Eukaryota; Evosea; Mastigamoebida; Endamoebidae
Product: pumilio, putative
Exons: 1
Coding region: 1-1581 (526 amino acids)
Biological process (GO): post-transcriptional regulation of gene expression
Cellular component (GO): cytoplasm
Molecular function (GO): mRNA 3'-UTR binding
Source: RefSeq, a predicted model, not a curated record